AUGUUUUAUAUUUAUCCCCCUGAGGUGACCGUGUUUCCCAAGGAGCCUGUGGAGCUGGGCCAGCCCAACACCCUCAUCUGCCACAUUGACAAAUUCUUCCCACCAGUGCUCAACGUCACGUGGCUGUGCAACGGAGAGCCGGUCACUGAGGGUGUCGCUGAGAGCCUCUUCCUGCCCAGAACAGAUUAUAGCUUCCACAAGUUCCAUUACCUGACCUUUGUGCCUUCGGCCGAGGACUUCUAUGACUGCAGGGUGGAGCACUGGGGCUUGGACCAGCCGCUCCUCAAACACUGGGAGGCCCAAGAGCCAAUCCAGAUCCCUGAGACAACGGAGACUGUGCUCUGUGCCCUGGGCCUGGUGCUGGGCCUAGUGGGCAUCAUCGUGGGCACCGUCCUCAUCAUAAAGUCUCUGCGUUCUGGCCGUGACCCCCGGGCCCAGGGGCCCCUGUGAAGUACUGUAAAGGUGGGAAUGUAAAGAGGAGGUUCUAGGAUUUGUAGAAUGUAAGGAAGGGAGGAAAAAUUCAAUCCGAUAAUUGUUCAUUGAUCUUCUAAUGGGUUAAAAGCAUUCAGCCACAUAACAACAACAACAUUGAUAACUAACAGUAGUUAAUAUGCUCAGGCGCUAUUCUGAGCGUUUAUGUUUAUUAACUCACUUUAUUCUCACAAAUAGUCUUUGAGGUAGGUACUAUUAUUUUCACCAUUUCACAUGAGAGAUACUUCUAUCUUUUUACAUACACAGAGACCUGAAGCACCUUGAUCAAGUUCCCACAGCUAUGAAGUAGUAGGGCUAGCUUCCAAUCCAGAAAGUCUAGAUCCAAGACUGUUUAUCCACUAUACUAUACACCCUAUUUUGUGAAAGAAAAGACCAAGUUCAAAUUCUCCAAGAGUCCAUUGUCUAUUAAUGGAGGCAGAUCUAUAUUUCUAUACAUAAUUACAACACAGUGUGGUGGGUACCUGUACUAUUUACUGCCUUUACUUGGACUCAUUCCAUGGCAAUGCCACACAAAAAAUGCCCCUCCGGAGAUCUUAUAGUUUUCUAUUUUUCGUAACAUUCACCAUGUUUUAUAUUUGUAUGUGUUUUGGAAAUUCUCUUAGCAUUAGGUAGUGAACUUCCAUGCAGAUGACCACAUCUAAUUCAUUAUUAUUAUUGUUAUUCAUGCUGGACAUCAGGUACAAAAGGUUAAGGACUUCUCAGUUCAUUAUACUAUCAUCAUUGGUGCCUCCGAGCUCUCAAUCUCUCUCGAUUUAUUUGGUCCCUUUUAUCCCCCGUCGUUACUCCCAUAUCUAACCUCUUACCCCGACCUCAUAGGCAAACAUUUUAAUGAAUUUGCUGUUUCCUUUCAUUUGCAUAGAUCCUGUAUAAUAUGUAUUAGUGUUCAGUGUACAUGUAUUUUAAUUAGCCAAAAUGACAUUAAAUUAUAGAUCUAAUUUUGUA
This is a messenger RNA of Mandrillus leucophaeus (drill), 1434 nucleotides long. RefSeq names its product HLA class II histocompatibility antigen, DP alpha 1 chain-like. Gene Ontology annotation, molecular function: MHC class II protein complex binding. Gene Ontology annotation, biological process: antigen processing and presentation of exogenous peptide antigen via MHC class II; immunoglobulin production involved in immunoglobulin-mediated immune response; peptide antigen assembly with MHC class II protein complex. Gene Ontology annotation, cellular component: MHC class II protein complex. Bases 1 to 450 code for a protein of 149 amino acids. Lineage: Eukaryota; Metazoa; Chordata; Mammalia; Primates; Cercopithecidae. The transcript is spliced from 3 exons. The record is from RefSeq and is a predicted model, not a curated record.